AUGCCCGUCCGCUGCGAUGCCGCAAGCCUCGGUGUUCCUUGCACCAACUGCGUCGCCUUUUCCAUCGAAUGCCGCAUCCCAACGCCUAAACGCAAGAAGACUGCCGCGCAAAGCACCACCACUGCCCCUUCCAAGGACUCGGACAGUGAGCGAGGAGACACCGAAGACCGGUCGCCGCACCAGGCCGGUGCAAACAACCCCUUCCCGGCCGGAACCCGACCUGCCGCAGCCUAUCACACCCAAGAGGGGACACCGACCACCUCUGUCACCGUCGAGGAACAGGCGAAAAGGGAAGAGUACGAUAAUGCAACCCUAGCCAACUACAUGAAUCUCGUCAUGAAGCCCAAGUUCACCAGAGCACCUAUCACGGAGGCUGGGAGGGUAGCCUAUAUGGGCGAGUCUUCCAACCUCAACCUUCUCGUCCAUGACCGCCAAAGCGACUCGGACGUGGUACACUAUCCUCUGCCGGAACAUGUACGGGGCAACAAGGCCAGGCUAUCAGAGCUGGACAGCACCGAGAUCGAAAUCCUUCAUCAGCGAGGCGCCUUCCUGCUGCCACCACGGUCUCUGUGCGAUGAGCUCAUCGAAUCGUACUUCCAAUGGGUGCACCCCAUAGUCCCCGUCAUCAACCGGACCAAGUUUAUGCGGCAGUACAAGGACCCCAAGAACCCGCCGUCACUGUUGCUGCUGCAAGCCAUGCUUCUCGCCGGUUCUCGAGUCUGCACCAACCCCCAACUGAUGGAUGCGAAUGGUUCUUCAGCACCUGCCGCUCUUACCUUCUACAAACGAGCUAAAGCCUUGUACGAAGCGGGCUACGAAGACGAUCGGGUUACCAUUGUUCAGUCACUCCUCCUGAUGGGUUGGUACUGGGAAGGCCCUGAGGAUGUCACCAAAAACGUCUUCUACUGGAGCCGUGUUGCUACCAUUGUCGCACAGGGCUCUGGCAUGCACAGGAGCGUUGAGGGCUCACAGCUGAGCAAAGCCGACAAGAGGCUAUGGAAGCGUAUCUGGUGGUCACUGUUCACAAGGGACCGAUCGACAGCUGUUGCGCUGGGACGACCUUGCCACAUCAAUCUCGACGACUCGGACGUGGAGAUGUUAACGGAGGACGACUUCAUCGAGGACGAGCCGGACAGCCCAAGCGACUACCCACCGGACCAGACCCAUGUUCAGUUCUUCCUGCAAUACGUCAAGCUCUGCGAAAUCAUGGGGCUGGUCCUCUCUCAGCAGUAUUCCGUUGCCUCCAAGGGCAAGGGAAAGAAUGCUAUCGAUCUGACACACAGUGAUAUGGCUCUUGCCGACUGGCUCCAGAACUGCCCAAAGAUUGUCUAUUGGGAGAUGCGGAAUCACCAUUUCUGGUCUGCGUUGCUCCAUUCGAAUUACUACACCACCCUAUGCCUCCUGCACAGAGCGCACAUGCCACCGAGUGGUUCCCACAGGUGGCCUGAUGACUCGCCCUAUCCAUCGCGCAACAUCGCGUUCCAGGCGGCAGCUAUGAUCACCUCUAUUAUCGAGAACCUCCAGUCCAACCAUCAGCUGCGGUAUUGCCCUGCGUACAUCGUCUACAGCCUCUUCUCCGCGCUCAUCAUGCACGUAUACCAGAUGAGGUCGCCAGUUGCCUCCAUCAAGCAAGUUACGCACGACAGAAUACGGACAUGCAUGGCCGCCCUGAAAGACGUUUCCAAGGUUUGGCUUGUGGGUAAGAUGGUGGUUACCCUUUUCGAAUCUAUUCUCGGAAAUAAGGUCCUCGAAGAAAGGCUUCAGAAGGCGGCAGGCAAGAGACACCGUCGGAUGCAGCAAGGUCUCUCUCAGCUAGAACAACAUCGCCAGCACCAGCAGCUUCAACAACAACAGCAACAACAGCAUCAGCAACAACAGCAGCAACGUACACACGAUCAGAAGCGUAAAUACGACGAAAUGGCCAUUGAUUUCAGCGUCAACACUCCCCAGCCCCAUGAAUCUUACGAGCGUUCAAGGCCACAAACACCAAGUCUGACAACCAAGACGGAGAUGACGCCCAGCACGAUGCCGCCACCUGUUACGUCACCCAAUAACCAGAACGGUCACCGUCCUCCGAACGAUGCGUUUAUGGGCGGAACGGCUUCGAGGCCGCAAACUCGGCCAGCGACGCCUUUCAAUCCGUCCUUCUCAGUCCCAGCCACUCCACCAGAUCUGUACCUGGUGACCAGAAACUCGCCCAACCUCUCACAAAAUAUCUGGGAGAACUUCCAGCCCGACCAGCUCUUCCCAGAAAGUACCAACAUGCCCCUAUUCCCCCACCUGUCACCUACCCAACAGCAUUCCAGCCUGGACCCCAACAUGAUGCAGAUGCCAAGCGGACUUCCCAAUCAGCCCAUCGAAUAUACACAGGGCGUUAAGCGCAACCUGGCUGGCAGUCCGUUGCCCAACAAUAAUAAUGGCAAUGGGUUGCUUCAACCUGGCGGCAUGCCAGGGCAGGGCCAAGGCCAGCAGGGAGGAUAUGGAAAUAAUAAUUCUAAUAGCUUCUGGAACGUCAACUUUGACGGGCAGAUGGGCGGCGGUGGAGCGAAUGACGGGCAAAGCCCGAGUGACAGUUGGAGUAAUAGCUCGGUGCAGGGACAGCCUGUUCCGUCGACGCUUAAUGUUGAGGACUGGUAAGGUUUUUUUUUUUUUGGUUUUUC
This is a messenger RNA of Neurospora tetraspora, 2660 nucleotides long. RefSeq names its product fungal-specific transcription factor domain-containing protein. The record is from RefSeq and is a predicted model, not a curated record. Lineage: Eukaryota; Fungi; Ascomycota; Sordariomycetes; Sordariales; Sordariaceae. Gene Ontology annotation, molecular function: zinc ion binding; DNA binding. The transcript is spliced from 3 exons. Bases 1 to 2637 code for a protein of 878 amino acids. Gene Ontology annotation, biological process: DNA-templated transcription.